AUGAAAAAUGCAAAUCACAGGCUAACUGUAAUACAGGUUUUGCUUCUUCUGAUGCAGCAUAAGUACAAAAGGUUGCUGUCAGUAUCUCCGCAGUUGGUUUCUUGAAGGGGAAAAAAGACUGACUGCUCAUAUCCUGUUCUCGAUUAGGACAAGCUGGCUCCUCCUGUGUACCUCCCAGUGGCUGGUAGCUGAAAUGCUGGAAGAUCACAUGCACUGCAUGAUUGUCUGCAAGAGGAGGAGAACAGAACACACAUAUAGACUUUCUCUCUGAACAGUCACUGCUGCAGAUCCAGCAAAGAACGUCAGCCAUGGAGACCCCAGGGCACAAGAGGACCACCAGGAGCAACCAAUCUUCCACUCCGCUCUCCCCAACACGGAUCACCCGGCUGCAGGAGAAAGAAGAUUUGCAAGACCUCAAUGACAGGUUGGCUGUCUACAUCGACAAAGUGCGUUCCCUGGAGUCGGAGAACGCAGGGCUAAGGCUUCGAAUCACUGAGUCAGAAGAGGUAGUGAGCCGCGAGGUGUCUGGCAUCAAGUCCGCUUACGAGACGGAACUGGCCGAUGCUCGUAAGACCCUAGACUCGGUGGCCAAGGAAAGAGCACGACUCCAGUUGGAACUCGGCAAAAUUCGUGAAGAGUACAAGGACUUGAAGGCAAGGAAUUCCAAAAAGGAGGCCGAUUUGCUGGCUGCGCAGGCCCGGCUCAAGGAUUUAGAGGCUCUUCUGAAUUCAAAGGAUGCCAACCUGACCACCGCUCUAAGUGAAAAGAGAACCCUCGAGGCCGAGCUGCGGGAUCUGAAAGCUCAGAUUGCUAAGCUAGAGGGCGCUUUGGCCGAUGCCAAGAAGCAACUUCAAGAUGAAAUGCUUCGCCGUGUAGAUGCUGAGAAUCGCAACCAGACUCUGAAGGAGGAGCUAGAAUUCCAAAAGAGUAUAUACAGUGAGGAACUGCGAGAGACCAAGCGUCGGCAUGAGACGCGACUAGUUGAACUUGACAGUGGUCGCCAACAAGAAUUUGAAAACAAAUUGUCAGAUGCCUUGCAGGAAAUGCGUGCCCAGCAUGAGGGGCAGAUCAACCUGUACAAGGAAGAGCUAGAAAAGACUUAUAAUGCUAAGCUAGAGAAUGCCAAGCAGUCAGCGGACAGGAAUAGUAGUCUGGUGGGAGAAGCGCACGAGGAGAUCCAGCAGAGCAGGAUCCGCAUCGAUAGUCUCUCGUCUCAACUCAGCCAGCUUCAGAAACAGCUAGCCGCUAAAGAUGCCAAAUUACGGGAUCUGGAAGAUGCUCUGACAAGGGAGAGAGACAGCAACCGAAGACUGCUGUCUGAUAAAGACAAGGAGAUGGCAGAGAUAAGGGCAAGAAUGCAGCAGCAAUUGGAUGAAUACCAGGAACUGCUGGACGUCAAACUUGCUCUGGACAUGGAGAUUCACGCGUACCGCAAACUGCUGGAAGGAGAAGAGGAAAGGCUACGUCUGUCUCCAAGCCCCACCUCACACAAGAGAACUGCAAGGACCAGCACAAUGCAUUCUGGGGCACAUGCCUCCACCUCUAAGAGGAGGAAGCUGGAUGGUGGGGAGUCGAGAAGCACUACCUUCACCCAGCAUGCCCGGACCAGCGGGAAAGUGUCUGUGGAGGAGGUUGACCAGGAAGGAAAGUUUGUCCGUUUGAAGAACAAGUCUAGUGAGGACCAAUCACUGGGGAACUGGCAGAUCAAGAGGCAGAAUGGAGAUGAAGCACCAAUCGUUUACAAGUUCCAUCCGCGGUUCACGCUAAAGGCCGGUCAGGUGGUGACGAUCUGGGCAGCUGGAGCAGGGGCCAGUAAUAACCCCCCCUCCGACUUGGUAUGGAAGUCUCAGAAUUCAUGGGGAACUGGCGACAGUAUCCGCACUGCUCUGCUGACCUCCAGCAAUGAGGAAGUCGCCAUGCGCAAGCUUGUGCGCUCAGUGGUACUGGAAGAUGACGACGAUGAUGAUGACGACGAUGAUGAUGAAGUGAUCAUCCACCAUCAUCACCAUCAUGAUGGGCAUAACUCGACUGGAGACCCCGCUGAAUACAAUCUCCGCUCUCGCACUAUUAUGUGUACCACCUGUGGACGCCCAGCUGACAGAGGAACAGACGCCACCCAGAAUGCUGGUGUCACCAGUGGAACCUCCUCGUCCAGCAUGACUCUCACUAGAGCCUUCCGCAGCACAGGAGGAACUAGUGGGGGUAGUGCCCUUGGAGAGAGCCUUGUCACUCGGUCCUACAUCCUGGGGAAUGCCGAAAAACGUGCUUUGGUCGCUCAGCAGAACUGCAGUAUAAUGUAACUUCAAGUCCAGCUUUAUGCAAAGGUGCCCAAGCUAAAGAUGGAACCAAAAACAAAUCCUUUAUUUUCCUGUUUUUUUUUACAGAUUUAUUUUUUAUUUUCUAUAGCAAACAUUUUAUAAGAAAAUUUUUUGUUGAAGACAGCUGUUCUGUGUCUGUUACAAAAAAAAAAUGCCAAAGCUAUACCAUCUUUACCAUGUCACCGGUCCGUUCUUGCCCAGGAGUGUCAGGAAAUGCGGAUCGUCAGGUUGAAGUGCCACUGAGGGUGCAACCUGCGUGCUGCGGUCAAACCUGUGAAAUGUCUCUUAGCAAAGUGAUGCUGUCCUCUCUGGCAGAGACUGCAACCCACCGCCUCCUCACACCAAUGGUACUCCCAAUCUUACAUACUCGUGGUGUGGUGGGAACGGUGGACUUACUUGCACUUUCUGAUAGAGUGGAGAUCAGCACAUUGCAGAGCACAGUUAACCAGAGUGUGGUAUUCUCAAUGAAAGGUUUGAUUAAUGGAAUUGUGCAUAAUAACAUAAAAAAAAGUUUGUAUUGUUUUGUUUUUUGUUUUGUUGUUUGGACAAAAAGCUUGAUUUACAAAGCUGUGGGACACUACCCAUCCUUUUCAUGUAAACGCGUCAGUUUCUUUUGAUGAUGUUAAGGCUAAGGUUCUCAAAUUUCCUUCAGCCUAGUACCACUAAUUUCCGAUUUUCUACCCUUAAUUUCAUAGAAAGCAUGAGAACCCUGCUUAGCAAUUUGCCUCGUUGCGUAUAUCUGGUAUAGGAAUCCAGUUAAGCCAGUAUUGAAUAACCACCUUUUCUAGUCUCGUAGUCUUGGGCAAACAAGAAAACGAGUCACAAACUUUAUUUUCCUUAUCAAACCCUUUUCGAUUUUCUGAUUGACCCAAAAAGUACUUUUCAUUUUGAACAUAUCCCGUUUACAUAGUCAUGGUUGCUUUUUCCGCCACCACUACAUAUUUGGAGAGAAUAGGCUAGACCAAGAAGUUUUUCUUAAUGACCAAAUGACAAUUUUUUUUUUCCCUUUCCUGUAAUUACAGAAAUUCCGAGUCCACGGAAUUUGGACUUGUUGGCUAUGAAUGAUUCUAAUCAAUCUUUUUCUCAUACUGUAUACAUUUUCUAACCAUAUAUUCAUUUCAAGCUUUAAAAAAAUAAAAAUGCCAUUGAUCAUAAAGUAGUUAGCCCAGUCCCUCUGCAAUGUAUAUACAGCUUGGCUUUUGGCUGGACCAUAUUAUUUUAUUGUCUAUAAUUCUGUAACCAAACCAAACUCAUAUUGGCAGAGUUCAUUUGGUGAUUACUAUAUGCUUGGUUCAAAAAUACCGUCAUGCCAUGAUUAAAGACUAUAGCAGAGAUUGGAAUUUUGGGGUGUGAAAAAAUAUUUUUCACUAUUUUGGGGUUUGAAAGCUAAUCUAUAUAUUUUUUUUUUUUUUGGAGGAAAAAGUAAAAAUAAAUAAAUGAUCAACUCAGGAAAUAAUUAAAAUAUUAUGGAAACAUGAAAUCAAUGAUAGGAGUAACCAAAAUUGUGGAGCCGGUCUAUUUAACGUUCUUUUUAGUGUUUUCGUAAAAUCAGCAAUGCAAUAUCUAUAUUUUGAUCUCUACUGGCCAAUAAUACUUGUAGUUUUCUGCUAUCAAUUCAAUUGCUGAAUGACGUGUAUGUACAUAGAAUAAACACUAUUUGCUCGUUGGAGGAUUUUUCUAAAAAUCUUUUAUUAUUGAAGGUAUGUAAUUUUUUGCAAAUAUUAUGGAAUAUAUUGGUAAAACGCAUAGGGUGCCCUGGAGAUAUGGCCUAGUUAAUAUGGAUCUUCUAUGCGUAUUCAAUGUAGGUGUCACCCCCCCCUCCUAAGAGUCCGUUAACCGUUUCCAUGCCCGAGGGAGUGAGAGGCCCUGUCCAAUGUGUUACUACACUCCUCUGGGCAUUGACCGGGUUAAAAAACUUCUUAAUAAAUAAAUCUUUAAAGCUUCUGGUUGCGCCACUUGCAAUAAAAAUAUAGUACAAAUGCAGUAAAUACCCUGUGUCGGUUCUGAAGUGUGAUGCUUCAUAGAGGAUGAUCGAAUACCAGAGGACUGGUAUGAAAACAUGGAUCAGGAUUGGCAUUGAUGUUUGCUACUAAUUGUGAGAGAAGGCCUAUAUAAAUUGUGUUUGCUAGAAAAGAUUUGGUUAAGUGCCUUAGAAUGGAGAUACCAGUAUGUUAAGUGCCUUAGUGCAUCAAUUUUUACAGGCUGCUCCUCCGCUCCUGUCUUGCUCUCUUUGCAUGGCAAUAUAUAUAUAUUGUUCUUUACAUUGCACUGCUUUGUUUAUAUAUACGAUCCCUAAUAAUGCAACAAGCGUAUUCCUGUGCAAAUUAUCCCUGAAUAAAGUACCAAUGAACCAAA
Molecule: messenger RNA, 4673 nt
Organism: Pelobates fuscus (common spadefoot toad)
Lineage: Eukaryota; Metazoa; Chordata; Amphibia; Anura; Pelobatidae
Gene: LMNA
Product: lamin A/C
Exons: 14
Coding region: 309-2300 (663 amino acids)
Biological process (GO): protein localization to nuclear envelope; nuclear envelope organization; heterochromatin formation
Cellular component (GO): nuclear envelope; nuclear lamina
Molecular function (GO): structural constituent of cytoskeleton
Source: RefSeq, a predicted model, not a curated record